Drosophila yakuba is the source of this 2023-nucleotide messenger RNA. RefSeq lists its product as uncharacterized. The record is from RefSeq and is a predicted model, not a curated record. The coding region runs from base 1 to 1809 and encodes 602 amino acids. The transcript has 4 exons. Lineage: Eukaryota; Metazoa; Arthropoda; Insecta; Diptera; Drosophilidae.
AUGGAAUUGGACAUGAGGGGGCCGGAGCAGCUGCUGCCGUCGCUGCCGGCGUCGUCGACGCGUCAGUUGGUGCGCAGGCGCAGUGGCCGCGCUGCGGAGAGUCCGAGGGGCCAGCGGUGCAGGAGCACCAAUACCACCAAUACCACCAAUACCGGCAAGGCCAACGCCAACACCCCAACCGCAUCCACCGGCAAGUGGCGCCGGCUUUCGCCUGCCAGUUCCGGCAACAUAGCCGUAGUGCGACCAGGUAGCAAUGACACCCGGGGGCAGCAGGAUCGCAGGCAUCCACGGGCGUCGCCAGUGAAGCCUCCGCGGCAAGCUCUGUCCGCCAGGUUGGUGCCCCACUCCAAUCCUUACCUGGAUGAUCAGUCCCCCAAGGAGCGACGACCCAUCGUCAGCCAGCGAAGUCAGCGAUCAGCGGUGAGGAACCGUAACCAGCAGCACCCAACGUUAUCCGCCACUCGAACGGCCUUCGGUGGGCACUACACCGUGCCACCAGCGCCACCCACUCUGCGCAGAGCUGCUCCUCAGCCGCCUGGCAGCCAGAUGCGCCCAUGUCUGCGUUCAGUACGCGCCAAGGUCGACUCGCAUCUGUGUCCCCACCUCGCCACCAAUCCGCGUUCGGCGCCCAAGCAGCAGCAACGGGAUCAGCCCAGCUGCCAACGACCUUGCCAGUCCACAAAGGGCAAAUCCUUGGCGGAGGCGCACCAGCAGUUGGAGCUGAUGCUUUCGAGGAUCGAGCGAAUCACCGACUAUCAGCCACCGCCACCGCCGCCGCCUGUCGCGCAGUUCAGGAGAAAAGGCGCUGGUGUCAAGGUCGCCAAGGGGGUGAGUCGCCAGAUGGCGCAACCACCUCCAGUGCCAGCUGGAACGCCAAUGCUCAGCGCUCGUAGAAACAACAACAAUGGCGGAGGCGGCGCUGAAUUGGCGGAGGAUCGGGAUCGGAAUGGUGAUGGAGAAGGGGAUCGCCACGACAUUGCCAUACCGCUCGUCCAGAAUCCGCAACAACUGCCGCCGGCGAAGCGGGAUGCACUGCUGCAGCUGCUGCAGCGGAGCGAGCAGCACGACAAGGGCAUCGUGGAUAUGGUGGGCGCCACUGGAGACGCCUCCCGGGACACCAUGCUCAUGCUGCUCCAGAUGAUACCCCUUAGCCUGACUGAUUCCCCGUAUAAGGAGAAAUUAUUGAAAGGAAAUCGACAACUGAAGGAGCGCCAGAAUCAGCAACGGAAUCUACGCCCCGGCGAUCAGUGUUUCAAGGAGAUGAAGGUCCUGCGUGGUGCUGAUGGCCAGGUCUUCUACGCUCGCACUUUGGAGAAGGAACUGAAGGGCGAAAACAAGGUGCACACCUAUAUGAAAACUGAGCCUAAAGUGCACGCCACCGGACGGUACAAUAGUGUGAGUAAUGCCCCAGAGUAUCGAAGCGUUCAGCAGCCGCUGACCGAACGCCAGGAGCAGGCGAUGCGGGAGCGGGAGCAGCUGGAGCGGGACAAGCAGCUGGUGAUCAGCUGCCGCGAGAAGCGUCUUCUGAAGGAGCAGAUUAGGAAGCUGAAUGAUAGCAAUCAGUCUAAGAAUCCAACUACUCCCAGACCCACUGAUCCGUGGCAGCAGGUCCUCCAAGAGCGGGACCGCUUUCAAGCCAAUUGCAAUCGCAGCUGUUUCUACAACAAUUCACACAGCUCAGCGCCCUGGAAAAUCUAUGCCAAAGUGGCUAGCAAGCUAAGUUCGCAGCUAAUCGAAAGCGUGGAUGUCGAAUUUCAUCGCAGUGUAGCCAAUUAUAUCAACGACAUUGUAGGCCACAAAGUGAACUGAUAAUUGCAACAACCUGCGAUGCUCAUCGUAACUGCCAACCCUUUUAUCUGAUUUUACAGAACUUAAUGUAGAGCUUUAUGCUAAUCUUAUGGUAUCGUGAAUAGUAACUUUAUUCCGCCACAAGGUGACAAAUUGUAAGUGUAGUAAAAUUAACAGAACUUUAAAAAUCCAUGGACCAAAAAUGAUGUAAAUAAAAAUUAUUGUGUGUAUGGAA